GUGUGGAAGCCAUGUUGAGGUGAAAGUGCUUUAUUUCCCCCCCGAUUAAUCCCAAAUUUUGACGUUCUGAGGAGAAUUCACCCGUGUUUGAGGGCGAAGAGGGGAAGAAUACGAACCGGAUUUAUAAAGUGGAGUGGAACAGAUCAUGUUGAAUAUGUGGCGCGUUCGGGAAUUAACGGAAAAAGUCACCAACAUGGUGAUGAACUACACAGAGGUUGAGGCCAAGGUGCGGGAGGCAACCAACGACGAGGCUUGGGGCCCCACAGGCCCACAGAUGCAGGAACUGGCACAGUCAACAUUCUACUACGAACAGUUCCCAGAGGUGAUGGGGAUGCUGUGGAAGCGCAUGUUGCAGGACAACCGCGCUGCCUGGCGCCGCACCUACAAGUCGCUCUUGCUGCUCAACUACCUCGUGCGCAAUGGCUCUGAACGUGUUGUCACUUCUGCCAGGGAGCACAUCUAUGACCUCAGGACACUUGAGAACUACAAAUUUAUAGAUGAGCUUGGAAAGGAUCAGGGCAUGAACAUCAGAGUAAAAGCCAAGGAUUUGAUUGACUUCAUCCAGGAUGACAACAGGUUACGAGAGGAGCGUAAGAAAGCAAAGAAAAACAAAGACAAGUAUGUGGGUGUGUCUUCAGAGUCCAUGGGAUUCCGCAGCUCAUCACAAAGUGACUGGGAUGGCUGGGGGAGCAGCAGAAGAAAAGAAGAGGAUGAUUUUGGAUCCCGCUUUGAAGAUUCGCCAAAUGCAAGUGAGGAUGAGAUUGAGGAUGCAGUGGAUCCAGUCAACGAGUAUCGUGAUGAGGAGAUGAGCCCCAAGACAGGUGGAAAGGCUUCCCUGGGUGGCAGUGGCAUUGGUAGUAGAGGCAGCUCCGCCCCAGUCAAGAAGUCGUCUAAGCCCUCCAAGAUGGUGGACCUUGGGGCUGCAGCCACCUUCGGCAGAGACAGAAAUAGCACACAAUCGCCACAGACCACACCCUCAAAGACGAAGGCCCAAAACAAUGACCUCCUUGAUAACCUUUUUGGAAGCCAGGCAAGCAACGGGACUUCCAGCCCCUCCAAAACCUCACCAACUAGUGCAGAGGAUGACUUUGACCCAAGGGCGGGUGAGGCAGGAGGCGCAGAGAAACCAGACUUUGGAGACUUCAACUCAGCUUUUGGCAAUGCUGCUGCACCAGCAAAUGGGAAUAGUGAUUUUGCUGACUUCUCAAACUUCAGUCAAACUACCCCAGAAACUCCAGGUGGCUCCUCCAAUGCCUCCCUGCUGAUGGGCAUCUCUGCCCCCACACCUGCUGCUGCCCCAGCUUCCUCUGCCACCUCCCCUGUAGCCCCUGCUGCCCCUGCCCCUCAUAGUAGUAACAUGGACCUGCUGGACGAUUUGUUAGGCUCGGCCACCACCUCGCCCUCCUCCUCGUCUGUUGCAGCAGUCCCCCCUUCCACCCCCAGCGUAGCUUCAUCUGAUCUUCUUGGGGGGCUUGGGGGGAGCCUGGGCGGGGCCCUCACUCCCACCCCAGCAGCCACCUCCCCUAUCAUGCCUGUCAGCACCAUGCCAGCAUCAAGACCUCCACAAAAUGAGCCUGGCGAUCAGAACAGAGAUGAGUUGGCCACCAAGCCUGAGACUGAAGGUGUAAACAACACACCAGAACAGGCUGAGGCAAGAUCCCAGCUGAUUCUAACCCAACUCAGAGCCCUCUCGAAUGGUCUCCAGGAAGAGAUCUCGAAAAGGAGCCCAGAUCAAGAGAGGGUCAUAAACUUGUUAGAGAAUGUGAGUGACCACCUGGCAGGAGCUUGCACCCCCCAGAAGUAUGCUGGCAUAGACCAGCUAUCCUAUGAGGGGUGGCUGUUCCGGCAGCAUUUCUAUGGGCCAAUAAUUAGUACACUGCUUAAUAAUUUUACAGCAGAUGGCAUUCUGAGAAAGCAUAAAGAAUACCAUGAUAUUGUCUGGAACCUCAUCAAGGCAGGUUAUUUUGAGGAGAACCUGAAUAUUUUGCUUUGUAUUAUCAGUAAUGCAGAACUAAAAUCUGCCAAGUUGGCUGUCUCUGUUCUAGAGGACCUCUUGUUGUCUAGUUGCUUUUUGGAUUGUCUCCUGAGGGGCUGUUCAGAGCCACUAGGGAAAGGCGAGAAUGAUUCCAUGUGGGAUGAAACAGUUCGACUAUUAGUGUCACUGCCUGAGAGAAUAGCCAAUAAACUUCGGAAAGAUACUCCAGAGAGACUCUUGCCAAGCAGUUUUUGUAAAAUUGUGGCCCUGCAGAUCCUCCAGGCUCUGGUUUGUGUUGCUGAUGGCUUGAAUCAUGAUAUCUCUGGUACUGUGGAACCUGUUGCUAAACUUUUGGGACAGUUGUGCUAUGUUAGUGACACGCAAUCAGUUUUGCUUCCAAUAAUGCGUUGGUUGGGAGUGUGGGUCAAGAAAAAUCCCAUAAUUCAAAGAGUAUCCUUCAAAAUGUUUGCCAGAUUGCCCAGCUUAACAAGUGAAAGGGUCUUGACUGCACUUCUGAAGAUGAAUAUGAACUCUAAGGAUCUCUUCUCUGUGAUUGGAGACUGUGGUGUAACAAAUGCCAAGAUGAAGUAUCUUUUAACACAAAAAUUCCUAAUCACCAGACAUCUUCCAUAUACCCAGUCUGUGCCAACCAUUAUUGAUUACCUUGCUUUGGCAGACCCAACCAAUGAGUUGCUGAAAGCUUCCUUCUCCCAGUUACUGGAGGUGUGGUGUGACAAGAGCAUUGUGACACACUCCUCGUUUGAGUACCACACCUUCAUCACCAAGGGUCUAAUGGCUUGUGUCUCUCAUUUCAACCCAAAGGAUGUUGAGGCUUGCAAGCAUGAAACCAUACAGAAACUGUUGCAUGGAAUGGCAAACCACUUAGACAAUCCCAGUCAGCAAAUGAAGGUAUUGGGUAUGGUCGUUGGGGAGGAGUUGACAAAAGUGCUUCACUCUGGAGGCCCAAGUCUAAAGUUUGAGUAUGAAGAUGAUGAUCUUACCUUUGAGUUGAAAGCCCUUGCUUGUAAACAGAGAGAGGAGUCUUGUCCAGAAGUGGCUCCAUCAGAUUGUGAUAGUAAUGAUACCUCUCUGUUUGAAGAUUUUGAAGCUGAAUUACAUAGCAUUGGCAUACUAAAGAAAGGUUCCCAUGAGAGUUUAGAAUCUAAGAAUAUUGCAAGCAGAGACAGCCACUUGCAGAAGAGAAAAGAAGAUACAAAAAAGUGCUUGAUAGAAGUGAUUAUGGAAGAUGAUUCCAAACACAUGGAAUCUAAAGCAGAACUUGACAGUGAUGAUGAUGAGUUUGAGCCCUAUGACAUGUCAAAUGACACAUGUCAGUCAAAGGUCAAGGAACCUGCAUAUCCUCAAGAAGUAUUAGAAUACAUCGUAGAAGGUGAAGUAGAUAAGGUGGAAGCAGCCCUCAGAGUAUGUGAAGGGAUUGUGCAGCAAGAAAUGAAGGAGCAAGACUCUGAGUUGGCUGUGGAGAUGACCAAGGUAUUGCUGCACCUUGACAACAAGUACAACCUGGAGGAUUUUGAUGAGAGACGUACCAGGUCACUCUGUGCGCUUACAGUCUCACAUCCGCGUGAGUGUGCCUUUUACCUGGGAGGAGAAUUCUUUGAAAGGAAUUACACAAUGAAACAGAGAAAGGACAUCCUUCACACAUUAGGGCAAGCAGCUAUAGAACUCUCAGGGGUGUCGCCUCAAACAAACUCUCUGAAAUCCGGGGAGCAGAGGAAAGCACUACAGCCAAAUUCUAUGAAAGAGGCUGCUGGUUUCUUCUUCUUCCCACUCGUGAGAGGUGUCACGGAACCUCGACCACACCUUGACCUCUUGGAUGCAGACCGUUAUCUCUUGUGUGACCUGCUCCGUACCCUUGGCCUCUUAGUGAGAGUGACAGGCCAGUGUGAGAUUACAACCAAGAUGGCUGGCUGCCUGCUGGAGCUCACCUGGUCCCUUAGGGUCCAAAACGACCCUGAAAUCAGGGGAGCAUGUUUGGAGAGUUUGUCAUCAGCGCUGGAGGCUGUCCCAGAUACAGUGCUGCUAUCUCUGGUUCCUGGGGAGAUGGUGGAACUACGGCAGUGGCUGGCUGUGACCUUGCAACAGGACAGGGACCGCAGAUGUCAGCUCUUGGCAGCCAAGCUAGCACUCCGGCUUGACAGAUGCUUUGCUGAUAUGAUAGGCCUCCCAAAGUCAUCCUGAGUCUAUUCUGCUGAUAUUGCAAAAUUAUUAUAUUAGUGAAGAAAGUAAUUUUGUAUUAUGAGUAUGUGAUAUAUGUGAUAUCCCUUUUUUCUCAUUUUUUACAGUUGUAGAUUAUUACGACUUAGCUUGUCAUUUUAUGUUAAAAUACUUCUAUACAGUAGAUAUUCUGAAGCAUAAGCUUUGGCCAGGGAUGUACCUUGACUGUGAUCUUACUUUGAUAAUUGUGUUUACACAUAGAAGGCUCUGUAAGUGCUCAGUCACUAAGAAGUAAGUUAGUUCUACCUGUCUCACAUUUUUACCAUUUGCCUUGUUUUUUUCAGAAAUAUUCUUUUUUAUUUUCUAAUAGUAUUGAGGAUCACAAUGUCAGUGCCAGUAAUAAGGGUAUCAAUAUUAAUGGUAUUGAAAAACAAAACAAAAAUUACCCUAAAACUCAGGGAAAAGUGAAAUCAGGUAAGGUCAUAAAGGCCUAAUAAUUUACUCCUUGGUGGCUGAACACAUGUGGAGCCCAUCUAUGUGUAAACACAAUUCACAAAACAAAACUAACUGGACAUUACAUUACAUGUAUCCAUCAGCAAUGAGUUAACCCAAUGCUGCCAGGGAAAAUGAGUAAGGAAUGGGGAAAAUGCUGUGCUCAUUUUUUUAUAUUUUUUGCAAAAUGUCUCUGCACAUAGAUGGCUCUGCUAGUGCUUAGCCACAAAGGA
Molecule: messenger RNA, 4875 nt
Organism: Penaeus chinensis
Lineage: Eukaryota; Metazoa; Arthropoda; Malacostraca; Decapoda; Penaeidae
Gene: lqfR
Product: telomere length regulation protein TEL2 homolog
Exons: 10
Coding region: 146-4174 (1342 amino acids)
Biological process (GO): telomere maintenance via telomerase; protein stabilization
Cellular component (GO): cytosol
Molecular function (GO): telomeric repeat DNA binding; Hsp90 protein binding
Source: RefSeq, a predicted model, not a curated record